AUGGAUGAGCAAGUCAAAGUAGAUAAAGAGCGAGAAAUGGCUGAAUUACUUGUGACCAUAGACAACUAUACACCAAUUAUACCUGAUUCGGUAAUUGAUUACUAUUUAAAUAAAACAGGCUGCGAAUGUGAUGAUGCGAGAGUGAAAAAAUUAUAUGCAUUAGCAGCACAAAAACUAAUCGCAGACUUGGCUACAGAUGCAUUACAAUUUAAUAAGCUAAAGCAAGGCACCUCUCGUAGUAAUACUAGUAAAUCAGCCAAGGAAAAGAAGACUGUAUUAAGUAUGGAUGACUUAUCUUCCGCACUAGCUGAACAUGGAUUAAACAUAAAGAAACCAGAAUAUUAUGACUAA
Messenger RNA from Cokeromyces recurvatus, 351 nucleotides. RefSeq names its product transcription initiation factor TFIID 23-30kDa subunit-domain-containing protein. The transcript has 3 exons. NCBI's taxonomy places the organism in Eukaryota, Fungi, Mucoromycota, Mucoromycetes, Mucorales, Mucoraceae. Gene Ontology annotation, molecular function: RNA polymerase II general transcription initiation factor activity; promoter-specific chromatin binding. Bases 1 to 351 code for a protein of 116 amino acids. Gene Ontology annotation, cellular component: SAGA complex; nucleus; transcription factor TFIID complex. The record is from RefSeq and is a predicted model, not a curated record. Gene Ontology annotation, biological process: transcription initiation at RNA polymerase II promoter.